AUGACCAUGGCCACCAACGACAUCGCUGCUAAAAUGCGCAAGACCACCGACGAUUUCCUCUACCCGUGGAACGGCGACUGGAUUCACUCAGCAGAACCAAAUCUCGCCACUAGAGCUCCCGAAUGCCGGCGCAUCAUGAUGCCUGCAUCCGUCGCCGCACCUGCGAGAAGCUGCGAGAAGCCAAGAUCGAUGACAAUCCACGAUUACCUCGCUGUCCCCGACUCCCUACGCGCAGUGUGCCGUUCCUCAACGUCCGCCACGACCCCGGCCGGCCCGCUGAACAAUGAAUACGUCUGGUUCCUAACUCUCACCCCAUCCGGGCACAAGAUCACACCUCAUCGAAGAAUUCCUUGA
Molecule: messenger RNA, 354 nt
Organism: Fulvia fulva
Lineage: Eukaryota; Fungi; Ascomycota; Dothideomycetes; Mycosphaerellales; Mycosphaerellaceae
Exons: 2
Coding region: 1-354 (117 amino acids)
Source: RefSeq, a predicted model, not a curated record